UCCAAAAACAAGAAAGAAGGUCAACAGACCAAGAUGGCAGCCCGCUGCGUCCUAGGGUCCAUUCGGACAUCCUUUUCGGAAAUAAGACAGGUGGUCAACGUUGGCAGUUUUAGUUAUUUAACUAGAGCAUGUAUUCCUCAGCUCUCGUUUUUUGGAAACACUCAGUGCAGAGGGAUCCGGCAAGUGGUGGAAAAGCAAGAGGGUAAAACAAUAACAAUUGAGGGACACACCGUGGAUGUGGCAGCAGCACCAGAGCCUCCAAACCCUGCUGCCAAAUGCCCCAUCUACAGGUGGAACCUGCAGAACAAAUACGACUACACGGACGUGCUGCUGCUGAGCCAGUUCAUCCGCUCUGACGGAGGGAUGCUCCCCAAGAGGAUCACCGGCCUGUGCCCCGAGGAGCACCACAAGGUGGAGAUCUGCGUGAAGAUGGCCCACCGAGCGGGCCUGCUCCCUGACCACAAACCCAAGCUGCCCGAGGACCAUGUACCGAGGAAACCUAAGCCCCAGCUCAACAGGUACCUCACCCGCUGGUCCAUAGGCUCGGUGAAGCCCUUCGUCAGAACCGGUCUCAAAUGGUGCAAGAGGCGCAUGCCGGUCGGCGACCCCGCGCUCAAGAACAACGUACAGUACGGCGUCAGACCCGUCUAUUUGAAACACUGACGAGACAGAAUUCUAAUCGACCACUCCCAGGACCAGCUUCGAGACCGUAGCAUGAAGCACUCUUCAUUGUGUGAUUGUUUCAGUCUCUCUCAAAGUCCCACGGCAGAAUAUUUUUUUUCAUAGGGAAAACCCAGUGUCUGGCCAAUCACAGCCAUGGGGAGAAGGUUGAAAGGGUUCUGCAUCUGUAUUUAUUCAGCCUCUUCUCUUUCUUUAUAUUUUCUGGUUGUGUUUUGUUUAUCAAGGGGCCUCGCCCGGGGAGUGAAUGAAUCAUGCCGAGCCCCACCCAGAAUAAUUGAUUUAGAGUAAUUUGUCUUUCGAGAGGCUUUGAAAUGAACUCUGGACUCUAAAUUCACUGAGAUGGCUUUUAUGUGCACAGUAAGGUGGUGGUGUGUUGACUGUGUGUACGCCAAGCCGAUCCAGAUGUGCAAAUAAAAUGCGUCCGUUUACGUUUA
Messenger RNA from Gadus morhua (Atlantic cod), 1115 nucleotides. It is a transcript of the gene mrps18a, whose product is annotated as mitochondrial ribosomal protein S18A. The coding region runs from base 34 to 663 and encodes 209 amino acids. Gene Ontology annotation, cellular component: mitochondrial small ribosomal subunit; ribosome. NCBI's taxonomy places the organism in Eukaryota, Metazoa, Chordata, Actinopteri, Gadiformes, Gadidae. Gene Ontology annotation, biological process: mitochondrial translation. The record is from RefSeq and is a predicted model, not a curated record. The transcript has 6 exons. Gene Ontology annotation, molecular function: small ribosomal subunit rRNA binding; structural constituent of ribosome.